AUGGCAGAACAAGUAUACUUUAUCGCGGGUGCUUCUCGUGGAAUUGGCCUCAGCUUGGCUACUUACUUCAGUAAGAAUCCCAAAAAUGUCGUUAUUGCAACUGCUAGAAACCCUUCUACUUCUUCUGGUUUGAAGGAAUUGAGCAAGGCGGACAAUGUUCAUGUUGUUUCUUUGGACUUGAACGACGAAAAAACCUUUGAAACAGCCAAGGCUGAGGUGUUGAAAGUCUCAGACUCAAUUGAUGUGUUUAUUCUCAAUGGAGGCAUUUAUACCUCACAUAACCCAAUCUUGGAGACUUCAAAAGAACAAUUCCUUAGUCACUAUGCUACCAAUGCUCUUGGACGAAUUCUUUUGUUCCAGGCCUUUUAUGAAUUGGUAAAAAAGAGUACUUUGAAAAAAGUGAUUUUCGUUUCAAGUUUGGUUGGAAGUGUAAGUGAGUAUCCUAAGCUUAGCAGCUCCGCCUAUGGACAGUCCAAGGCUGCUCUCAAUCACAGCGUUAGACAGCUUGGGCGUGAGCUUGCUGAAGAAGACUUCAUCGUGGUUUCCGUCAAUCCAGGUUUGGUCGGUACUGAUAUGCUCCUCAAUGCCAAAGAGAAGCUUCUUGCCAAGAUCCCAGCUUUUGCUCCUCGUUUUGCGCCUGGGGGACACUUUACUCCCGAUGAAAGUGCUGAGAAGUUGGCAGCUGUGAUUAAAAAACUCAAGAAAGAAGACUCAAACAAGUUCUGGAACUACGAUGGUACUGAGGUUCCCUGGUAA
Molecule: messenger RNA, 756 nt
Organism: Meyerozyma guilliermondii ATCC 6260
Lineage: Eukaryota; Fungi; Ascomycota; Pichiomycetes; Serinales; Debaryomycetaceae
Product: SDR family oxidoreductase
Exons: 1
Coding region: 1-756 (251 amino acids)
Molecular function (GO): oxidoreductase activity, acting on the CH-OH group of donors, NAD or NADP as acceptor
Source: RefSeq, a predicted model, not a curated record